This is a messenger RNA of Pyrus x bretschneideri (Chinese white pear), 1303 nucleotides long. Its product is annotated as ceramide synthase 1 LOH3. Gene Ontology annotation, biological process: ceramide biosynthetic process. NCBI's taxonomy places the organism in Eukaryota, Viridiplantae, Streptophyta, Magnoliopsida, Rosales, Rosaceae. The record is from RefSeq and is a predicted model, not a curated record. Gene Ontology annotation, molecular function: sphingosine N-acyltransferase activity. The transcript is spliced from 6 exons. Gene Ontology annotation, cellular component: endoplasmic reticulum; membrane. Bases 119 to 1066 code for a protein of 315 amino acids.
AUUACCUUGAAUCUAUAUUCCACUUCCACCAAUACGACGCCUUCCGGCGACACUACCGAUCCUCCUCCGCCGCCGCCGCCUCCUCCUCUGCCUCCGCCUCUUCAAACUCUUGGAUUUGAUGGAGGAAAUAAUGGGUCUGUCUGGAAUCAGUGAUUUGGUCAAACUCAACUGGGAGGAGGAGUCGUACCCAGUGCCCAAUGACUUCUUUGUCCUCCCCUUGUUCGUUCUUCUCUUCCCGUCACUCAGGCUCUUCCUGGACAUUUUCGUCUUUGAGAGAUUAGCAAAGCGCCUUUUGUUUGGAAAGAAGUAUGCAUCGCUGAAUGUUGAGACACGUGAUAAUCGGAAGAAAGUUAAUAAAUUCAAAGAGUCGGCAUUCAAAUGUGUUUAUUUUUUCACUGCGGAGCUUUUGGCUCUAUAUGUUACGUACGAUGAGCCUUGGUUCUCUAAAACCAGAUAUUUCUGGGUAGGGCCUGGCAAUCAGAUUUGGCCUGACCAGAAAACCAAAUUAAAAUUGAAGGGGCUUUACAUGUAUUCCGCUGGAUUCUACAUCUACUCCACCUUUGCUUUGGUGUUUUGGGAAACACGGCGUUCUGACUUUGUAGUUUCAAUGUCUCAUCAUUUAGCAACUACGAUUUUAAUUGUGGCGUCUUACAUAUUCAAGUUUUCUCGAGUAGGCUCGGUCAUUUUAGCUCUCCAUGAAGGAUCUGAUGUGUUUUUAGAAAUUGCAAAGUUGUCAAAAUAUUGUGGCUUUGAAAUGCUUGCCGGCAUUGCUUUUGUUAGUUUUGUUCUCUCUUGGACAGUACUACGUCUUAUUUACUUUCCAUUCUGGAUAAUAUGGAGUACCAGCUAUGAAGCUCUUCUGACCUUGGACAAGGAGAAGCACAUAGUGGAUGGAUCUAUAUACUAUUACUUGUUUAAUACUCUUCUAAUUGGCUUGCUCUUUUGUCAUAUUUAUUGGUGGAAGUUGAUGGUUCGGAUGCUCGUGAAGCAAAUUCAGGCUAGAGGGAAAGUUGAUGACGAUGUUCGAUCUGAUUCUGAAGGCGAGGAUGAUGAACACGAGGACUGACAGUAAAAAGACAGUUCAAACUCAAGUGAGGUGCCUAUGUAUUCUUUAGACUACACUGAAAAGAUUGUCAAACAAUUUUUAUGAGAUCCAUAUCAUGUCCUUCAAACAGGCAGGUUUCGUAUUCACACGAGCAACCUUGUUGUGAUUCUUAAAGAAAUGUGCUUAUAGAAAGGCAUUGAGCCUGUGGAAAAUUGAGAAUGUGUAUGUAUUGUUGAUAUCUGAACACAGUUGCGUGAA